CUACUUUUUCUCAACUCAGGGUUAAUGCGACUUAAAUUUAAAGUAGCUAUACAAAUGCUACAUGACUCAGAAAAAUAUGGUGACAAUUUAUUGUUAUAUUGUUGAAAAUGAUAUUUGCCCAAAUGUCAUAGCUUUUAUCAAUUAACUGUUGCUUGGUCUAACUGUUGCUUGUUGGUUGCCGGACAAAAUUGUUGAGACAAAAUACAAUUUCUGCAAUUUUCUACUUUACAUCGCCCCUAUACAUUCGAAUCCCCCCUUUCCCCCCGAAUCAAUGUUGGAUUUGUAAUUCUACCAUUUCUCCUUCAAAAUCAUGCAUUCGACAUUGAAUUGGGGGAGGGGGAAAAGUUAUUUUUGAAAGGGAAGUGAAAAUAUAAGCUUUUCUUGACAAGUCUGAACCAUUUUGUCCGGGAUUGUAGUUUCGUUCAUAAGGGGGUUAAAUGGAUCUUUACCCCCUUAUCUCUGAAAUAACAGGUACUGCAACACAAAGACCAAAAUAAAACUUUUUGUUUGGGGGGGGGGGCCACUAUCAACUAUGGCAAUAGAUGUAUAAACAGUAAAAUGACUCUAAUAAUAAGAAAAAUAUGAUUUUGAGAAUUAAAAAAUGUUUGAUUUUUGGACUGCAAACUUAUCACAAGUUUUGAUGCUAAUUUUCACCCAAUGUGAAACUUAUGCUAAAGAUAUGUCAGCCACACACUAUUUCUGCACCUUUUCAUAAGAAACACCCCUCUUUCCAUAUUCUAUGUUCUGGAUGAGAGUCAAAUGUAUGACCCUUUAUCAGAGAUUUUUGGAACUCACAUAGUUUAUAGGGCCAUUUGGAAGUGAAACUGCCAGGAGCACUGUUGAAUUUCUCGUACAAAAUGGAAGAAGCCAUAUUUUUCCCAAACACAUUCCUGGACUAAUAGAAUGCCCCCGGAAGAGCUUUUGUUCUCUUGAAAGUGAAUGGGUAUGAAGUUACACUAUUGGAAGCAGGCCAGAUGAAAAGUGCUGAAAAUCCAGUCACAGAUGAAAAGAUGGCUAUUUCUUUUAAAACUCUUGAUGGCAUUAUUCCCAAGCUGGGGAUGUUUCAAAAAGUUGUAAAAGCUUUGAGAGAUGAUAUUUUUGAGGGUGUUUACAGCAGAGAGUAUACAGUCACGAACAAGCAAACAGGGAAGAGUCAAUCAAUACAAAGAAUACCCUAUUUCACGCUACUUUUUAGGAUACACGAACAGAGAAACGAAAAAGCUGAAGAGCUUCUUGCAAAUAUAAGAAAACUUGAAGAGAGGUGCAUGGAUUUCGAGUCAUUAAUCAGUGAAAAAGAAGCUCAGAUAUCAUUGCGUAUUGAAGCAGAGGAAAAAUUGAAACAGAAAAUUUCUGCUCUGCAGUUGGAACUUAGAUCAGAGAAAGACGAAGUCAAAAAAUCGCAGGGAACAAUCGAAAAAUUAAAAAACGACAAGAAAUGUAUGGAGGAAUCAAACGAAAAGAAAAUAAGUGAUCUAAAGAUUGAGCUUGAUUCAUGCGUCGAAGAGUCAAAGAAUUUACGUGUUUACAAAACCGGCUACGACAAGCUGAAAGACACCUUUGAGAAUCCUCACCUGACCUUGAAAGAAUCAGACACGGGUUCUAUAAAGUCAAGUCAAAGUAAGGAGAUUACCGCAGGCUAUCGCUAUGAUCAAAUAAAAAAAGAUUUGUCUGUAAUGGAAACGUUGGAAGAACAGCUAUACAUGGUUAGAAACUGCGUGAUUCAAGAAUACGACGAUUUUAUGGAAAAUAACAAGAAACAGUAUGAACUGCCAGACGAUUCUUCAGCCUUUUUAAAGGAGCUCAGAUCAUUUAAAGACGACAAUGAGAUAGAGAGGGAAAGUCAAGAGCUUGUGAGAACACAGAAGGCAUUUGCAAAUACAAUGGUGGACAUAAACGAAGAAGUCAAGCUCCUUCUGCAGAAUCAACAGGCCCUUCAAGCUGAACUGAGUCGCAUUGAAAAGAACGAGUCCAAUCGCGUUGAAGCAAAAAAAAAAUACAAAGAAGAAAACUCUAGUGCUGACAACAGUGCGUCAUUAGAGGAACUUGACUUGGUGGAAAUAAUGACUGGCAACACAGAAGACCCAUUUGUCCCACACGAGAACAUUCUAAACAAAUAUUCCUGCAUGAUUUACACCUCCUGCAAUGAAGGCAAGACUUUCUACGAGAUUCCUGAAACACGUGUAUGCGAUGGUUGUGGAGUGAAGACACUUAUUUGUCCUCAUGCUGUAACAGACAGGGAAAGAAUAUUUUCAUUGCCUAAAAACUGCACUCAUAUCAAGGUUGUAAGGCCAAGAAUAAAAAUCUCUAGAAAGAUGAGAAGAAAAAAGUCCCAAGCGAAGAAGCUUACUGUUAGUGAAAACAAUGUGCUGCCAAGAUUGAAGUUUAUCUGGGAAGACUAUUAUCUCAGAACAUCGGUGGAAAGAAAAGUUUACAGAUCCCUAACAGAGGAAUAUAUUUUGUCAAUUGUGAACCAGUUUUAUGCGCUAAUGAUAUGGCAAGAUGAAUACCAGCCAAUGGAAGAAAACCCAAUCUCUAUUUUGGAAUCGUUCUACAAAUUUUUGCAAGAUCGCUUCAUCCUGGAAGAUGUGAUUUUCAUUGUAUUUUAUGAUAUUCUGACAGCCGUGGGAAAAUACGCUGCAACUAACAAGCAAAUCCAUCUCUUCGCUGCCUGCCUUGAUGGCACGGUUGAUGCUGCAGUAUUUCGCUACGUUCUUCUGAUGGCUGAGUUCAUCAGUUCCUUUGAAUGGAUCCAAAUGCAGGAUUUCUCAAGCUUUGCUGCUAUAGUUUAUCCAUUCUUACAGGAAGACGAUUUUGAACAAUUGAGAAUGGGUUAUACAUCAUUCAGCGAAAACAAAGUUUCAUCUGGCCUUGUUUUCCAAUACUUGUUGUACGUUAUUUUAAAUGGGAGGGAACCAAGAUUUAUGGAGUUUGAAGUUAAGUUACUGCAGUGCCCUGUCCGAAAGCCAGGCUAUUUUACGGAUAUAGAAUUCGUAGAGGCAUUGGAUUCACUUGUUCCUUUGGCAUCAGAAAGGCUGCUGCAUCGCCUUUUUAGCCAGGCAGUAAGACAUUUUCCCGGUGAUGAUGAAACGAUUCACGUAUCACGGGUGUCACAUCUAACAAGCUAUUUAGCUUUGAUUCACAACACUCCAAGAAUACGAAAUGCCAUCAAACAAUGGAAGAUGGAUAACAAAAAACUUGUUUCAGAACAGCAAGACAAUGAACAGAGAUGGAGAUUCAAGCAACCCAAGAAUUAUUUCGGUUUUAUGACUUUGUCAAAGAUAAAAGCCCUUGGAAUGGAAAUGGGGAGAAGAGCCAGAGCAAGAAAAGCACAGGAGGAACAAGAAAAACUAGCUGAUUACAUCACUGAUUCAUUCGCUGAGGGCGCUUCUACUCCCGAAAUAGUUUGACAGAAAACGGUACAGUCAGCGAUCUUUGUUGAAGCAACGUGUCUAUUUUAAUUUUGCAAUGACUGACACAGAUAAACAUUAAGUAUAUGAAAACCAUUAUAUUACGUCAGGUCACGGCACCAUUUGGUUACCAAACGUGCCAUUACAUGUUUUGCUCUGUAUUUGGUCUGUAUUUUCAUUUCGCACUUUAAUUACAUUUUUGUAACUUUUA
This is a messenger RNA of Rhopilema esculentum, 3618 nucleotides long. RefSeq lists its product as uncharacterized. Lineage: Eukaryota; Metazoa; Cnidaria; Scyphozoa; Rhizostomeae; Rhizostomatidae. The record is from RefSeq and is a predicted model, not a curated record.